AUGGCGGCCCUAGCCGUGGCCGGACACGACCCGUCCGUGGCGUCUGCGUCGCGGCCCACCAAACUGCUCGACGAUCACCAGCUCCCGCUGAGCCGGGCCGCCCUGCUGAGCCACGUGCAGCGGUUCGUGAACUCGAGCAUCCAUGUCCUGGUGCCCUCGUAUCUCGACGAAGAUUGCUUUCUCGAGCAUCUCGAAGAGGUGCUUGCCGCAGCCCCGUCUCCGGUCGGGGUGGCCUCUGUUCCUCCGAUGCGCCGCUUCAACGCGCUGAUGGCGGCCGUGAUCGGCAUCAUGAUGUCCGCGGAAUCUGCCGGGCUCGCCUACGUAGCCGCAAGCCUGCACGGGUCCGCGGUGAGGCUGCUGAGGCUCGCGCUGCACCCGUCCCGCACGCUGGAUGCGCUGCACUGCAUCUGCAUGCUUCUGGUCUACUCUCUCUUCAGCCCCAGCGGCGGCUCGGCCUCUGAUGGACCUGGCCAUGAAGACCUUGCGUUCAGCUCCGUCAUGGACAGGCCGUUCAGAAUCCAGGAUAGCGACAUCGGGAUACAGAGCCCGCCAGAGAGCGACGAGUCGUCUGUCCCUUGCACACCCGCAGCCGGGGCCAAGGCGGCUGCUUGUCGGCAUCUGAUCCGCCAGGCACAGGUCAUGUCGAGCCUGCGGGACGCUUCCGGGGCGGACCCCAUGUUCUCGUACAGCAACCUGUGUUUCUGGCGAGACUCCGGUCCGCCCGCACGAGGUCUCCGCAUCACGACGGCCGAGUGGCACGGCUGCAUCGAGCAGCUUGCGUGCCGCACAAUCAUGCGCAUCGUCCAGCCCGUCUACCGCGCCCAGAGGCUUGCGAUGCCGAAGUCCUGCUGGGGAGCAUUGCAGACAUCGAGAAAGACGCGCCAGGUCAGAGGCACCUUCCUGGACAUGUACGAUGCUCUCUCGGCGGCCGUGAUCCUCGUCUGUCUCACGCGCCGGCUGGGACUGGCGCAAGACCCUCUGUUUCUAGGACAGGUCCUCAGCUCUGUGCACAAGGCAUCGACCGUACUCACCGAGCUCUCUGGGCGGUUCCAUGGGUUGCGAUCGUUCCGGGAGCUUAUCAUCACGCUGUCCGCGCGGGGUCGCAUCCAGCACCGAACUCUCUAG
Gaeumannomyces tritici R3-111a-1 is the source of this 1125-nucleotide messenger RNA. RefSeq lists its product as hypothetical. The record is from RefSeq and is a predicted model, not a curated record. The transcript is spliced from 4 exons. Bases 1 to 1125 code for a protein of 374 amino acids. NCBI's taxonomy places the organism in Eukaryota, Fungi, Ascomycota, Sordariomycetes, Magnaporthales, Magnaporthaceae.